Molecule: messenger RNA, 740 nt
Organism: Engraulis encrasicolus (European anchovy)
Lineage: Eukaryota; Metazoa; Chordata; Actinopteri; Clupeiformes; Engraulidae
Gene: acbd7
Product: acyl-CoA binding domain containing 7
Exons: 5
Coding region: 199-465 (88 amino acids)
Biological process (GO): fatty acid metabolic process
Molecular function (GO): fatty-acyl-CoA binding
Source: RefSeq, a predicted model, not a curated record
GCAACCAAAAAGUAAAGUAGAUUAUUUAGUUGCUUGCCGAAUAUAAUUUAUCAAUAUCAGAACUUCAGAUACUUCAGACCAUCAUCUUAUCACAGUUGCGGUGCACUGAAGGUCUAGUGCUAGUAUCGUGAAGCUUUAUUCAUCUACAGAGAGGGCGAAGUCUUGAGCAUAUCAACACCCGAAAGACAACGGACAAACAUGGUUUCGCAGGCCGAGUUUGAGCAGCAUGCGGAUGACGUGAAGAAGGUGAAGACGAGGCCUACGGACCAGGAGCUGCUGGACCUCUACGGCCUCUACAAACAGGCCACCGUAGGAGACGUCAACACAGACAGACCAGGCAUGCUGGACAUGAAGGGGAAAGCAAAGUGGGACGCAUGGGACUCCAGGAAAGGUCUGUCUAACCAGGAGGCCAUGGACAAAUACGUGGAGCUAGCCAAGGAGAUCAUUGCCAAGUAUGGCCUGUGACGUCAUACAUCUCAUCAAUGGUGAAAUGUAGACUUACAAAAUGCACUAGAAGAAUUAUAGCAUUAAUUGGAGGUUACUUUGAUUUUUUUUAAUGUUUAUUUGUUUUGUUUCUACAGUACGUAAAAUGUUGCAUUAACCCUGACUACCUGUUUGUCGUUCAUUUCACUUUUAAUACUUAAUAACACAUGCACACAAUUGCCUCUGAUGUCAUGCACAUUGUUUAUGUAACUGAUUCACUGAUUUAUUUAAUAAAUUAAUUUAAUUUAGAAACACUC